Melozone crissalis (California towhee) is the source of this 2088-nucleotide messenger RNA. RefSeq names its product solute carrier family 9 member A9 (gene SLC9A9). Bases 106 to 2013 code for a protein of 635 amino acids. The record is from RefSeq and is a predicted model, not a curated record. The transcript has 16 exons. Gene Ontology annotation, cellular component: recycling endosome; membrane. Gene Ontology annotation, biological process: sodium ion transport; proton transmembrane transport; regulation of pH. Gene Ontology annotation, molecular function: sodium:proton antiporter activity. NCBI's taxonomy places the organism in Eukaryota, Metazoa, Chordata, Aves, Passeriformes, Passerellidae.
UUCUGUACUAUCUGGAGUUUUUGUACUGAAGGUGACAACACUUUCCUUCCCAGGAUUUUUUUUUUCUUCUUUUAUUUUUCACAAACUUUCUAUAAAGGGAAUGAAAUGGAGAAGUUGAAGAAAUAUGUAUCAGUGAAAGAUGAAGAUCACUUUUAUCAUCAGGGAGCUGUGGAACUACUAAUCUUUAACUUUCUGCUCAUUCUUACAAUAUUAACAAUUUGGUUGUUCAAAAACCAUCGAUUCCGCUUUCUGCAUGAAACUGGAGGAGCUAUGCUUUAUGGCCUUGUAAUGGGAUUAAUUAUACGAUAUGUGACAAAAUCACCAGAUGUUGAAAGUGGUACUGUUUAUGAAUGUGAAAAACUGAAAUCUGGGCCAUCCACUCUGCUUAUUAAUAUAACUAAUCAGGUCUAUGAAUAUCAAUACAAAAGAGAGAUCAGCCACCACAAUGUCAAUGGUCACCAGGGCAAUACAAUGCUUCAAAAGAUGACCUUUGAUCCUUCCAUCUUCUUCAACAUUCUGCUGCCACCCAUAAUAUUUCAUGCUGGAUAUAGUUUGAAGAAGAGACAUUUUUUCCGUAACUUAGGAUCAAUUUUAACCUACGCCUUUUUGGGAACUGCCAUCUCCUGCAUUGUCAUAGGGUUGAUAAUGUAUGGCUUUGUGAAGGCUAUGGUACACAUUGGCCAGUUAAAGCAAUGGGAAUUCCACUUCACUGACUGUUUAUUUUUUGGAUCGCUGAUGUCUGCCACAGAUCCAGUGACAGUCCUUGCUAUUUUCCAUGAGCUGAAUGUGGAUACAGAUUUGUACACACUCCUGUUUGGAGAGAGUGUCCUAAAUGAUGCUGUGGCUAUCGUGCUGACACACUCUAUAUCCAUUUACAGUCCCAAGGAGAAUCCUAAUGCUUUUGAUGCUGCAGCUUUCUUCCAGUCAGUGGGAAAUUUUCUGGGCAUCUUUGCUGGAUCAUUUGCCAUGGGAUCUUCUUAUGCUAUUGUCACAGCUUUAUUGACCAAAUUCACAAAGCUGUGUGAGUUUCCUAUGUUGGAGACAGGUCUGUUUUUCCUCCUAUCCUGGAGUGCCUUCUUAUCAGCAGAAGCUGCUGGGCUUACAGGUAUUGUUGCUGUCCUUUUCUGUGGAGUCACACAGGCCCAUUAUACCUACAACAAUCUGUCAACAGAUUCCAAAAUGAGAACUAAACAGUUGUUCGAGUUCAUGAAUUUUUUGGCUGAGAAUGUCAUCUUCUGUUACAUGGGGCUCGCACUAUUUACAUUUCAAAAUCACAUCUUCAAUCCUCUUUUCAUAUUUGGUGCUCUUGUGGCAGUUUUUGUAGCAAGAGCUUCCAACAUAUACCCACUUUCUUUCCUUUUGAAUUUGGGACGAAAACAAAAGAUUCCCAGGACCUUUCAGCACAUGAUGAUGUUUUCAGGUUUGCGGGGUGCGAUCGCGUUUGCGUUGGCCAUUCGUGACACGGAGUCGCAGCCCAAGCAGAUGAUGUUCACCACAGCCCUGCUGGUGGUGUUCUUCACAGUCUGGGUGUGUGGGGGAGGCACCACACCAAUGCUCACCUGGCUGCAGAUCAGAGUUGGCGUAGAUCCAGAUGAAGAUCUGAAAGCUAGAGCUGCAAGCCAGAGUGCACCUAACUUGGAUAAAAAUACAACCAAAGCUGAGAGUGCAUGGCUGUUCAGAAUAUGGUAUGGCUUUGACCACAAAUAUCUAAAGCCUCUCCUAACCCACGCCGGGCCACCUCUCACAUCCACAUUGCCUGAAUGGUGCAACCCGGUGGCCAGGAUUCUGACCAGCCCCAGGGCAUAUGGGGACCAACUGAAGGAUGGAGACACAGUUUAUAUCAUCAAUAAUGAUGAAUUGACUGAAAACUAUGAAUCAUCUUCUCACAUAGCAGUGCCAGCACAGGACAGCACAGCCUCCACCCAGGCUACAGGCAAGGAAGAUAUUCAGGAAGGAGACCUAGGAUUAGGAGGAUACAAACUCCAGCUUCAACACACUGCAGGUCAACCCUAGAACUCAUUGGCAUGAGCAGUGUAAUGUUAAUCACAAGAAAGAAGAUGAAAACAGUGAAACAAGAGAUGCUGUUAU